AUGUCAACAACACCCUUAGCCACUAUCGACGGGUUCCCUUACCACCAAUUUGACAUCAAAAACCAAGAUGAGUUCAAACGCAUCUCAGACUUGAUUUCAAUGCACUUGUCAGAACCUUACUCGAUAUAUGUGUAUUGGUACUUUUUGAACAACUGGCCCCAAUACUGCUUUACAGUUAAACAUGAAAACCACAUCAUCGGCGUCAUCAUCUCAAAACUUGAACCGCACAGAGGAGUGCGAUUGAGGGGGUACAUUGGUAUGUUGGUAAUUGACCCCAAUUACAGGAAAAGGGGCAUUGCAAGCAACUUGGUGAAAUUGACAAUCGACAAGAUGAUUAAAGCUGAUGCCGACGAGAUCAUGUUGGAAACAGAGGUGAUCAACAAUGGUGCUUUGAAUUUGUAUGAGAGUUUGGGAUUCCUACGAACAAAACGAUUGUACCGGUAUUAUUUGAACACACAUGACGCAUACAGACUCAUUUUACCGUUGAGUGACAAAUCACACACUCGAAUUGCCUUCCUACCGGCAAUUCAACAGUGA
Molecule: messenger RNA, 537 nt
Organism: Lodderomyces theae
Lineage: Eukaryota; Fungi; Ascomycota; Pichiomycetes; Serinales; Debaryomycetaceae
Product: peptide alpha-N-acetyltransferase
Exons: 1
Coding region: 1-537 (178 amino acids)
Biological process (GO): N-terminal peptidyl-methionine acetylation
Cellular component (GO): NatC complex
Molecular function (GO): protein-N-terminal amino-acid acetyltransferase activity
Source: RefSeq, a predicted model, not a curated record